This is a messenger RNA of Cercospora beticola, 417 nucleotides long. RefSeq lists its product as uncharacterized. Gene Ontology annotation, molecular function: oxidoreductase activity, acting on paired donors, with incorporation or reduction of molecular oxygen; heme binding; iron ion binding. The record is from RefSeq and is a predicted model, not a curated record. NCBI's taxonomy places the organism in Eukaryota, Fungi, Ascomycota, Dothideomycetes, Mycosphaerellales, Mycosphaerellaceae.
AUGUACCCUCCAGUUCCGACCGCCCUCCCACGAAUUAUCCCCAAAGGCGGAACCAUCAUCGAAGGGGAAUUAGUCCCAGAAGGUACCGUUGUCGGCGUGCAUCAGAUGGCAAUCCAUCGCUCCGAAGCUCUUUUCUACAAGGCAAAUGAGUUCCGACCUGAGCGCUGGCUGGGCGAAGAUCCAGCAUAUCAGAACGACUGCCUCGCGAGCAUCGAACCUUUCUCCACGGGUCCACGAAAUUGCAUAGGCAAGAAUCUCGCCUGGCAUGAAAUGCGAUUGAUCUUGGCGACGACUUUGUACAAUUUCGAUUUGCAUCUUUGUGAGGAGAGUGAAGGCUGGGAAAAGCAAAAGGUCUACACGUUUUGGGAAAAGAUUCCGCUCUGGGUCACAUUGACUCCGGCGCAGCAGGAAGAGUAA